UGAGCGUUUUACCUCCUGACUUCGCAGAGUUUUAACUUAAUUAUUUUUUUCCCAAGAUGAUCAUUCCUGUGGUGGAUUUUAGCGUCUGCAACCUGAGUAAGAAAGAUGCCGACGAUGAGGAGCUGCAGAGCCUGAGUGAGGAGCUGAAAACCGCAUUUUCUCAAGUUGGGUUCGUUUUUCUGAAAAACUCCGGGAUUUUGCAAGAGGAGGUGGAGCGCGUCAUGGAGUCGUCUAAGAAGUUUUUCCUGCAGCCAGAAGAGCUGAAGAAGCGAUUCAAAAGGAAGAGCUUCCCAAACAACCCCAACCACGGCUGGGUGUCCAUGGAAGCCGAGAGGUUGAAUCCUAGCCAGCCAGGAGACCUAAAGGAGGCAUUUAACGUGGCAUCAUUUCACCCCGACAUAAUAUGGCCGUCAACAGACGCUGUGAGGGAUUUCCGAGAGAUCCACACAGCGUUCUUCCAGCGCUGCAAAGACCUGAGUCUUCGGGUGCUGAAGGUGAUGGCCCAGAGCCUGAGUCUGAACCCGGACGUAUUCCUGAAUGCGCAUCGAUUCAUAGGAACUGAUGAGAACGGCACAACGCUGCGGACUCUCUACUACCCUCCACUGAGGAGUGACACGGCAAAGGAAGGUCAGGUGCGAUGUGGGGAACAUUCCGACUACGGAAGCAUCACUCUGCUAUUCCAGGGCUCUGAGGGUCUGCAGGUUUGCACGCGCGCAGGUGAGUUUAUCUCGGCUCCCUGUAUCCCUGGAACCGUCCUGGUCAACGUCGCUGACCUGAUGCAGCGCUGGACGAGUGAUCAGCUAAUCUCUGUGCGUCAUCGGGUUUUGCUGCCCCCUGUUGGAGACUCCAGCACUCGCCAGUCUUUGGCUUACUUCGUCCAGCCGGACAACGAGGCCCUAAUCACCUGCUGCGACGGCUCAAACAAAUAUCCUCCCGUCACCGGAGGCGACUACCUUGUACAGCGCUUCAGCGAGUCAUACGGAAAGAAGUGAAGACGCUCACCUCUCUGCUCAAACGUUGCACAAAUGGCAAACCUCUCCAUUACAUUAUGUCACACACAUACAUGGUUUCUACAAGUUUCACCAACUUAGUUAAGAUGUUUUAAAAAUAAUUAUGAAUAGAAUUUAAGGUGUACAUAUUAUGGAGUGAAAAUAGUCUCAAAAUAUCUCUGCGUGUAUAAAAGGAUUUGUGUGUGAGUAAAAGGAUUUGUGCGUGCGUAUAAAUAUCUGCGUGUGUAAUACUGGAUUUGUAAACCUUAAAAAUAAAAUAAAUCUUCUCAUACGCCUAUAAAUGUUGAAAAAGUAUGCACAAGUUCCCUGGUACACACACACACAAAACUGCAUUUACACACAGAUCCGGUUACGAGUGCGCAAGUAUUUUUGAGACUCAUUUGACGCUUCAGGGGAAGCUCCCAGAUUUGUGUGAAGAUGGUGCUUUUACAUGCUAGUAAAAACUGGG
Messenger RNA from Poecilia reticulata (guppy), 1458 nucleotides. RefSeq lists its product as uncharacterized. Lineage: Eukaryota; Metazoa; Chordata; Actinopteri; Cyprinodontiformes; Poeciliidae. The record is from RefSeq and is a predicted model, not a curated record.